CGCACAUAGUGAGUCGUGCCUGUGCUCUCACGGCCUAUCUCGGACUCGAGGAGGCCCUUGUGACUCGGUGACUCGUCUCUGCGUGUGACGCUCGAGUGCCAUUAUCAGGGCGAGUGCGCCGCCGUGUCGCAGGAAUUUGGUUUUACGUCGAUAUUUUUUGUGUCUCUAGCGAAUGAAUUGUUGAACUAACGUGGAAGUAUAUCGCAGGAUAAGCGGAAUAUAUUUUCCUUUAGCUUCUGAAUCUCGGUGUCGACGAGAUCCCCGAAGCCCAGGAAACGAAAACGGGAUAAUACACUUGAAAUCUUUCAAAGACGACGGUGUUUUUUGACUUCCCGAAGACUGCGCCCCGAGGUCUUCGGAUUUCCGAGCUCUGUGGCCGUUGCUGAGAUCUCCGGGUAUUUUGAGCCCAUCAAAACACGGAGGAGAUCCUUGGAGCUCCCUGAGGAAGACUUAGGAGUGCGAGCGAAGGAGGAGGAGGAGGCUUGGGCGGCCUCGCGAGGACUGCAUGCGAGGAUGGUGGUGAGGCAGCGGCGAGCCUCGGUGAGGAGAGAGCAUCGCCUGCUGGAGGUCGAGUCUGCCCCCGACCUCGCCCUCUGAGGUCCAGGCCCGAGGACCUCCCUAGACGUCCCCGCAGGACGAGGGGGACCUGUGACUGGGUCUCCUCGCAGGACCUUUGCAAGGACCUUUUUGUUUUCUUCGGAGAGUUUGCGAGUCUUCAGGAUGGUGGGCCGACUGAUGGUCGAGGACGAAUACACGAUCAACGUGAAAGUGCGCCGCCCGCUGGGGGAGGAGGCGUGCCUGGCCCCGCCCACGAUCACCAUCACACCUGACUCGUCCCGCAUCACCCUCACGCCCCCCGACAACUCUACCCUCACCUACGCCCACGCCUCCAAGAGUGUCAAUGGCUCGCCGCCCAUGGCAGUUGGCUGCAGCACUCUGCCCCGCAGCUCCGCCUCCUCACGCGGCUCCUGGGCCACGCUGCCGCACCCGAGCCGCCACGCCGCCGGCGCCAAGCCCAGCGGCAGCGGCCUCGAAGUGGCGCUCGCCAGCAAGGCGGAGCCGCCCGCCGCCAACUACGUGGGCCUUUCUCUGAGCAAGAGCCUGGGGAAGCAGGUGUACGACAGCGACGAGGCCCCGGCGCUCCGGCAGCAGAUCAUGCCGCCGCCGCCCCCUGAGCGCCGCGCGCCCCCGGGGCUGCUGCCACUGACGGCGCCGCUGUCGCCGUGCUCGCCGGACCUGCCUCUGUCCCCGCCAGCCGGCGUAACGCACGGCUGCCUGCCGCUCCCCAUCAUCCAGGUCUUCGCCGACGACAGCAGCCACGUGGCCACCAACAGGUUCAUCGCGCCCCCGAGACUUGUGUCCCCGCACGAGGGCGUGAGGCGGCAGGGGUCUCCUCGGCCCGUCGACCGCUCGGCCAGCCACACCGCCGCCGGCUGCCUGUACGUGCCGCGGAUCCCCGAGCAUUGCAAAUCGGACAGCGGCAUGCUGUACGUGCCGCCCGUGGACGAGCACAACCUGAGGCAGUCCAGGAAGGACGGCCCGCCGGCCAAGGGGAACUCGCGGCGCAGGAAGGCCAUCGAGGCCAGCCCGGACUCGCAGGGGCCGACGCCGACCGGAGCGCCCGCUCCUCCCCCGGCGCCUUCCCAGGAGCCCGGCGGGCGCCCCCGGACGCCGUGCCCCCCAGGACGGCCUCCUCCAAGGCUGCCGCUCGGGCCCUUCUGGCCGGCGUCCUGGGGCCCCGGAUGGACCUCGGGUCGCCCGACGGCCCCGCCUGCGACGCGCUCAGCAGCAACCGCAACUUCUGCAACAUCGAGUUCCGACCCCCGUCUCCGCGUCCGCCCUUGCGCCAGAUCUGUUACAACGACGACGACGCCCAACAACAACCGCAACAACCAGUACUUGGCCGAAGAAUCCUACAACAACAGCCUCAACACCUACAAGAGCAACCGGGCGUCCCCCUUCAGCAGCCCCGGCAAGCGUUCGCCAGAGGAUGAAGUCAUUCAAUCCUCACGAAGUGCAUAG
Messenger RNA from Penaeus vannamei (Pacific white shrimp), 2022 nucleotides. Lineage: Eukaryota; Metazoa; Arthropoda; Malacostraca; Decapoda; Penaeidae. The record is from RefSeq and is a predicted model, not a curated record.